This is a messenger RNA of Seriola aureovittata, 2442 nucleotides long. RefSeq names its product ring finger protein 126 (gene rnf126). Gene Ontology annotation, biological process: protein ubiquitination. The transcript is spliced from 9 exons. Gene Ontology annotation, molecular function: ubiquitin protein ligase activity. The record is from RefSeq and is a predicted model, not a curated record. Gene Ontology annotation, cellular component: cytoplasm. Lineage: Eukaryota; Metazoa; Chordata; Actinopteri; Carangiformes; Carangidae. Bases 80 to 1015 code for a protein of 311 amino acids.
GUCUUUCCCUUUGCAAGUCCGGUCUUCUUGUCCCUCGUUGCUGCCCGUCCGUACUUACGAAUUGGUCUCCUGCUUAGAAAUGGCUGAAGCUCCCCCACGGCCCUGCCGGUUUUUUUGUCACCGGUGUUCAGCAGAGAUUAGCCCACGUUUACCGGACUACACCUGUCCACGCUGUGAAUCUGGUUUCAUUGAGGAAUUGCCUGAGGAAAGAAGUACUGAAAAUGGGUCCGCAUCCACAUCCUCCUCCACUGAUCAGAACCGCUCAGCCUUUGAGAAUAUGGAUCACCAACACUUAUUCACAUUUCCCUCUGGGUAUGGUCCGUUUGCACUUGGGAUUUUUGAUGAAAACUUUGACCUGCGAACACGGCUACCCACAGAGGACAACCGAGAGACAGAAAACAGGAGAGAACGGGAAAUGGCAUCACGGCAACGAUACAGUGCACGGCAACCACGGGGUCGACAUGUUCCUCGAAGACAGGGUACGCGCCAUGAAGGAGUGCCCACAUUAGAAGGAAUUAUCCAGCAGCUAGUAAAUGGAAUCAUAGCACCUACAGCCAUGCCAAACAUUGGAAUGGGACCAUGGGGCAUGUUACAUUCGAAUCCAAUGGACUACGCCUGGGGCGCCAAUGGACUUGAUGCUAUCAUUACACAGUUAUUGAACCAGUUUGAAAACACUGGUCCUCCGCCUGCAGACAGAGAAAGAAUAAAGAGUUUACCCACCAUCUCUAUUACAGAGGAACAUGUGGGUGCUGGUUUAGAGUGUCCUGUGUGCAAAGAAGACUACAGCGUUGAGGAGAGUGUCAGACAACUGCCAUGCAAUCACUUGUUUCACAAUGACUGUAUAGUACCAUGGCUGGAACAGCAUGAUACGUGUCCUGUGUGCAGGAAGAGUCUUAGUGGACAGAAUACAGCCACAGACCCACCGGGGUUAUCAGGAAUGAACUUCUCUCCCUCCUCCUCCUCCUCUUCCUCCCCGAGCUCACCUAGCAAUGAGAAUGCCGCCAGCAACUCAUAGAUUUUCAACCGUCACCACCACCUCACAUCUGAAAACCUCACGCCCAGCUGAGACCCAACAAGUCUUCUCUACAGCUGAGACCAGGACAGUUGUCUAUCUCAAUUCUAGGGGACGAUAUGAGUCGAGGUGAACUCUGAAUGUGUUGCAGACUAUUAGUCACCCACCCCCGCUCCCACCCCCCCACCCCCUGUGCUGAAUGGAUGCUGGGUCCAGCUCCUGCUGCUAUUGUUAUCAAGUGUUUGAGGAGGUGGGACUUUGCAGUGUUUAUGGAGGAUCCAGAGAGGCUGUGAAUAAUGAUAACAAUAAUAAUAAUAAUCAAGUGGGAUUGUGACCAGAACUGGGGCAGAGUUUGAACCAGAGUGGACUGCUUUUUGAUGGAGACAUGUCUUUGCCACAAGGCUGGGACACAUUUUAUAUUUAAAAGAAAAAAUGUUCUUUUUUUUUUUUUUUUAAAACAUUGCCUGUGGUGGUGCAGAGUCCAUAGAUGUGUAGAUAGAUAAUUCAUUUUGAACUGUCAGCCACUGUACAGCUAAUGGAUCAAACUAAAACCUUGUGGAAAGGAAACUGAGUGUAUGCAUCUGGUUUUUAUUUAUUUGCACCUUUGUUUUCUUUAUUUUGCACAAAAUUCUGUCUGAUGUUGAGAAUGUGAAUUUGGGUAAACUACUGAACAAAAAAACAUGUUUUUUUUGUUUUGUUUUUUUUGCAUUGGAUAAGUCUUUUUGGACUUGUUUUUGUUUUUAUUAGAGCUUGAUCCAGUGUAUUUAGUGUAUCUUGACAAGGUAAAGAUCCUCACAGCUCAACAGUGGACACAUUUUUAUUCCUCAAGUGAAAAAUUUCACAAACAUACUUAUUUAUUGAACCCUUGCCCAAGACACAAAUUGGGCAAUGUAAAAGAAAAAAGAGUUAAAAAAAAAAAAAAGGCAUGGGAUCAUCUUACCUCUGGCCAAAUGUGUUUCACAAAACAAGUGUUUAUUAUUUUAUUUACUGAUUUUUCGUACAGUCACAAUAAAGUGCUAAAACAAACAAAUUUUAAAGUUUCUGCUCAUAAUGUGCAGUUUCAAAAAUGUCAUCCUACUGGUAUGGCUUAAUUUUACACACUUGAUGAGAAAAUGCUAUUGAUCAAACCCCAACUGUUUUUAUCAAGAGACAAACCACAGUUUUACCAUUGACUUGCCAAGGAGGGAGAACGGACAUGUACAUUUGUACUUUAAUGUCAGUUGAUCAUUUACAUGUUAACCUUAUUAUUUUGUUUUUUGACAAAUUGACCCUGUGAUAUUUGAAAAAGUUUAAUGAAAGGUAGCCCUGUCAUAACCCAGCCUCUUGUUUGCCGCAGUGGCACCUCUGCUAGUUCCCAAAUGACUUUAUGCCUGUAAAACUACAGGAAGUAUUCAUGUCUUAUUGUUUUAUAAACAUUGAAUCGAACAGAA